GAGAGAGAGAGAGAGAGAGGAAGAAUUUCAAAAUGGUGGCAGGCAGAGCAGGAGGGUUCUUCAGAAACACAAACAGUAAAGAUUCCCAGUUGGGUUUAGCUCCUUUUCCCAUAAAAUAAAAAAAUAUUAUUUUAAAAAAAAUCACUAAACUUUGAACCUCGCAUCACAUUUUUCCAAACACCGCGUAUAUGUGAUUUGCAGUAUGAAUGCUUUGCUUAAAAUAUGAUUUUAUGGCAUCUACUGCUGCUGCACCAAACGAAACCCCCUUCAAGCCUCAACCCAUUUGCUCAGACUGGACACUGGAGACCAACAACACGAUAUAGCUCUUGAAACGCCGUCGUUUAGUUCCUUCACUUGCUGGUUUGAAGAAGGAAUGGAGUUUGCUACUCCCAAACCCCUUAAACCCUCCUCAAACAUAUCUGAUAUUGUCUCCAAGUUUGCCAAAGUUUGCAAGUUGAGAUCCAUUGGUGUGUUUACCUCUGACAACCAAGAUCACCAUCACCAGCAUCCCAACAACCCCAACAACCUUAGUGCCCCUUUUGGUGAAGAUGGAAGUGAUGUGACCGAGGAUACAGAGCGUGAUGGCGUAAAAAUCCAUCCCCAGCCCAUGGAAGUUACGAGAACAAGCAGUAUGUGUGGGGAUGCCGAGUUAUCCAAGUUGUUUGACAUUGUGUCAGCUCUGAAAUUAGCUUAUAUCCAGCUUCAGGAAGCUCAUGUACCCUAUAACCCGAAAAAGAUUGUAGCUGCAGAUGGACAUUUUAUGGCUGAGCUUGAAUCUCUCUGCCAGAUUAAGCGUGUGUAUAAGGAGACGCAAUGUGUGAAGCCCAAGUCUGAUUCAUCUCAUUCUGCAAUCCUGAGGAAGAAGGUUGAACUGAAUGAGAAGCUGCUGGAAGAGUUGAAGUUUCAAACGGAAGUUAAGAACUCUGAUAUAAUCUGCCUGCAACAAGAGCUCAGAGAUUUGGACUUGAUGAAUGUGACAUUGGCUGAGAAUGUAAGGCAGAUAAGUUUGCAAAGGAAGAAUGCACGGGUUUUGAACAUUACUACAUUUCAGGAUGCUUACAGAGCUGCGUCAAAAUCCAUUCAUGAUUUUGCAAAGCCUUUAAUUAGCUUGAUGAAAGCUUCAGGCUGGGAUUUGGAUCUUGCGGCAAAGGCAGUGGAAGUGGAAGCUGCAUAUUCAAAAAGGUCCCACAAGAAGUACGCAUUUGAAGCCUACAUUGCAAGGAGAAUGUUUUAUGGGAUGUCAUUGAAAGCUUAUAAUGUGGAUGGUAUUAUGAGAUAUGAUGACCCAAUGGAUGCCCUGAUAGAGAACCCAGAUUCAGAUUUUGCCAGAUUCUGCGGAGAAAAGUAUCUACUAGUUGUUCAUCCAAUGAUGGAAUCAUGGUUUUUUGGGCAUCUGGAUCACAGGACACUUGUAUUGAGUGGCAAGCAUCCAAGGACUUCAUUCUAUCAAAUAUUUGCAAGAAUGGCAAUGCGGGUUUGGGUUUUACAUGGCAUUGCACCUUCAAUAGAUUCUGAAGCAAAAAUAUUUGCUGUUAAAAGAGGAAGCAAAUUCUCAGAUGCUUAUAUGGAAUCUGUGGAGGAAGAUGGCAAAGGUGCAGCUGUCUUGGAUGAAGGACAAGUCGAGUUUAUGGUCAUGCCUGGAUUUAGAAUUGGAGAGACAAUUGUGAGGUCUCGCGUGUAUGUUUCAAAACCAAAAAUGUAAUCGUCCCUUGGUAAUGUUUACAGUUCACUGACCAACUGGUCAUUCAGCUGAACCUAACUUUUGUUAUGAAAUGUUAAUAGUUAGUUCAACUUAGCCGAGAGCAAUUGUGGGAGUUUUCCAAACUACAGCUGGUAGAGUUAAAACGAUUUAACUCUCAAAUCUGAGUUUGUAAUAUCCAGUUUUCAAGUUUUGACAUAUCUAUAUGGAUAUGGUAGACUGCAAGAAUCUGGUUAAUCACUUUCUAAACUGUAAAUAGACAUCUAUAUGGAUAUUGUUCUUUAUUUCCA
Messenger RNA from Prunus dulcis (almond), 1989 nucleotides. Its product is annotated as protein GRAVITROPIC IN THE LIGHT 1. The record is from RefSeq and is a predicted model, not a curated record. The transcript is spliced from 2 exons. Gene Ontology annotation, biological process: response to red or far red light; negative gravitropism. Lineage: Eukaryota; Viridiplantae; Streptophyta; Magnoliopsida; Rosales; Rosaceae. The coding region runs from base 374 to 1702 and encodes 442 amino acids.